UCCGGUCGCAGCCCUCUCGCGGGAUUUUGAGCCGGAUUCUAUUGUGCCACGUCUGAGCUGUGCAGGUGAGAUGGGUCGUAUCUGGCAGAAAGGAGGGCGAGCGGCCUGUGCCGCGUUGAUGGCCUUAGUGGUGGUCAAUCUGCUGUGCAUUGCAUUGGCUCAGAAUCAUCACGGACACAGCCAUGAAGGUCAUCACCAUGGGCACAGCCACGGUCACCAUGGCCACAGUCAUGAAGGUCACCAUGGCCACAGUCAUGAAGGUCACCAUGGCCACAGCCAUGGGCAUCAUGGACACAGCCAUGAGCAAGAACACGGGCACAGUCACGAGGGCCUUCAGAAGCACGAUCACCACGGUCAUGGUCAGGAGGAUCUUGAUGAGUUCAGGAGCCGCUGGCAGUUUGGUGAUGCGCCUCAGGAGGGCGCUGAACAGCCUGUUAAGAGGGAAGCCCCUGUAGACUCUCCACCUCCUCCAUCACAGGGGGCAAGAGAGAAGCUGGACCCGGUGACACUGUGGACCUAUGCGAUCGGUGCCACGCUGCUGAUCUCGGCCGCGCCGUUCUUCAUCCUCUUCCUGAUCCCGGUGCAGUCCAACAGCAGCCAACAUCAGUCCCUGCUCAAGCUGCUUCUGAGCUUCGCCUCAGGGGGGCUGCUGGGAGAUGCCUUCCUGCACCUUAUCCCCCACGCCCUGGAGCCGCACUCUCAUCACCAGGAGGAGGAGACUCACGGGUCACAUGGUCAUCACGGACAUGGACAUUCUCAUGAUCAGAGCCAUGCCCAUAUGAUGUCUGUCGGCCUGUGGGUGCUGGCCGGUAUCAUCGCCUUCCUAGUGGUAGAGAAGAUUGUACGUCACCUUAAAGGAGAGGUUGGACAUGGGCAUAGCCACGGGCACAGCUAUGUUACAGCUCCAAAGGAAGCCAAGGCCAGUGAAUCUAAGGAUAAGGAAGAUGAGAAAUCGGAAGGGAAGGAGGGAGUGAGGCAAAGGAAGAACGAGAAUAAUGGCAGCCAGAAAGGCAAGAAGGGAAAAGAGGAGCCGCCACGAUCAGAUAUGACCGUCUCUGGCUACCUCAACCUUGCUGCUGACUUCACCCACAACUUCACCGACGGUUUAGCCAUCGGAGCCUCUUUCUUGGUCAGCACCAACGUCGGCAUCGUUACCACCAUCACCAUUCUCCUGCACGAGGUGCCCCAUGAGAUCGGAGACUUCGCCAUCUUGGUACAGAGUGGCUGCACCAAGAGGAAGGCGAUGAUGCUGCAGCUCAGCACGGCAUUGGGCGCUCUGGCAGGCACUGUCUGCUCCCUCUUGGCGGAAGGAAUCGGUGAAGCGGCCACUUUGUGGAUUCUUCCUUUCACCGCCGGCGGAUUUAUCUACAUCGCAACAGUCUCCGUCAUCCCUGAGCUGCUCCAAGACUCUCGCCCCUCUCAGUCCAUCAAGGAGACCAUUGGGCUGCUUCUCGGGGUCGCCAUGAUGGUGCUCAUUGCACACUUUGAAUAGAUU
Molecule: messenger RNA, 1495 nt
Organism: Nanorana parkeri
Lineage: Eukaryota; Metazoa; Chordata; Amphibia; Anura; Dicroglossidae
Gene: SLC39A7
Product: solute carrier family 39 member 7
Exons: 9
Coding region: 71-1492 (473 amino acids)
Biological process (GO): zinc ion transmembrane transport; intracellular zinc ion homeostasis
Cellular component (GO): membrane
Molecular function (GO): zinc ion transmembrane transporter activity
Source: RefSeq, a predicted model, not a curated record